AUGGCUGGGUCAAAGAAAACAAGUCCGGAAGACGGGUACUUUCUUCACUCUCUCAACAGCCCUUCAGCGACAGGCUGGACUCUCCGCUUUCUCUGCGGAAUAUUGGAAUAUUUCGGAUAUGCCCUUGGGAUCUCGUACAAGAUUGCUGGGGACAGUAACUUGUUCUUUUUGCGCAAGAAGCGCUGUUUGGAAGUGCCCACCUACUAUCCGGUGGUAGAGGACAGGACUCAAUCCCUGGCCACUGACAAAGAGACUCCCAUCGAUUUGGUUCCCGUCGCCGAGUCUGGGCUCGAACUCGGAAACCGCAUCUUUAGAUCCGUGAUGGACUUUCAUCAGGCUUACAAGUUGAAAUUAACGACACCCGUCGAGGUGGCAGAAGCUGUCGUAAAGGCCAUUGAUGCGAGCAAUACGGUACACAGUCCACCUUUGCUAGCUGUCAUCAAGCAUAAUCAGGAUGAUAUUUUGCGGCAGGCCCGAGAGUCCAAUGAACGAUAUCUUGCUGGAAAAUCUCUUUCGGUUCUUGAUGGCGUUCCUAUUGCUGUAAAGGACGAUACGGACGUUGUCGGAUAUGAAACAAACGUAGGAACCACCUGCAUUAGCAUCCAUCCAGAAAGGGACGCGACCUGCAUCGCCAACUUGCGUCGCGCCGGCGCAAUCAUCAUCGGAAAGGCAAACAUGCACGAGAUUGGGAUAGACGUUACAAAUUGCAAUCCUUGGAGUGGAACACCUCGAAACCCAUAUAACACCAAUCACUUCACGGGAGGAUCUUCCGGCGGCUCAGCUUGUGCUGUAGGCAUUGGAUUGUGUCCCAUUGCAGUAGGAGCAGAUGGCGGAGGCAGUAUUCGGAUUCCUAGUGCGUACUGUGGACUGUAUGGGCUCAAGCCAACUGCCGGGCGUAUUAGUGGGGACGGAGCAUUCCCGCUGGCACCGACGGUUGGAGUUACAGGACCCAUUGCAGCCACCGCGGGCGAUUUGGCUAUAGGGUACGCGCUUUUGGCAGGCCCUGAUGAGAAUGAUACCAAUACUCUCAAGCAGCCUCCCAUUCGACUUGAAAGUUUCAACUCGAUUUCUUCAUUGGAGGACGUUCGCAUUGGCGUAUACCGACCGUACUUUGAUAAUGCUGAUCCUCAAAUCGUCAAAGCAUGCGACGAGUUUGUAACGCGACUUGAACGCCGGGGUGCCAAAGUAGUUAAUAUCAUGCUGCACGACCUCGAAGCCAUGCGUGUUGCACAUGCUAAUACAAUUACAUCGGAAAUGGGUGCUGCAACCGCAGGAAUUCCUCGGCACAAGUUUUCGUAUUCAACCCGGAUGGCCCUGGGUGUGACUGGGAACCAUAUCACAGCUGCGGAUUAUAUCAUGGCUGCACAGAUUCGUACUAGAGGAAUGCGAAUGCUCGAAGGCGUCUUUAAGGAAGUGGAUGUAAUCGUGACCCCUACCACUGGUAUCACUGCCCCCAAGAUUCCUUCCGGUGCUUUGAAAUGGGGAUUUUCCGACUAUACAACCUCUGGAAAGGCUAUGCGAUUUAUUUUCAUGGCCAAUCUACUGGGUAUACCAGCGAUAUCAGUACCAGUCGGGUAUACGCCAGAGGGAUUACCGAUUGGCAUGCAGUUUCAGGCAAAAUGGUGGAAUGAGGAGCUUCUGCUCCGUCUGGCUCACGUCAGUGAGGAUUUAUUUGCCGCGGAACGCCGCAAGCCCGCAGUAUUCUACGAUCUAUUGGGAGCCAACGGCGUAGACUCUGAUGAGUGA
This is a messenger RNA of Spizellomyces punctatus DAOM BR117, 1746 nucleotides long. RefSeq lists its product as uncharacterized. Gene Ontology annotation, molecular function: catalytic activity. The transcript is spliced from 14 exons. The record is from RefSeq and is a predicted model, not a curated record. Bases 1 to 1746 code for a protein of 581 amino acids. Lineage: Eukaryota; Fungi; Chytridiomycota; Chytridiomycetes; Spizellomycetales; Spizellomycetaceae.